CUUUUGCAUUAGUGUCAGCGGACAGAUAACAUUUAACCAUUGUUGGUGGAAGUUGUCACGGGUGAUGUUGGUGUAUAGUCCAACAGCGUUUGACAUUUGCAACAGAUUUUGACAACCAAGCAACCACAAGUUUCAAACUGCAACGCAGGUUUUUGUUUUAAACCUGGGCAUAGAAUCCUAUUUCUGAAAGUUUACAUUGUUCUCUACGUAUAACAACACCAGCUGAAUCUUGUGUCUUAAGACUUGCUGGCCUUCAUAAAAGUUCAACUUGGCAUAAACAUUGAAAGCAGGAGUUUUAUAAAAGAUCAGUUUUAAGAAAGGCUUCAGAUUUAGACAAGUUUUCUUUGUCUUUAGUAUGCAACAGAUUUGUCAUUAUGAACGGUGAUGAUAAUAAAAUGUCAAUGUCGACCAUUGAUAGCAUGGAGAAGUCUGGGGGCGGUAACAAGAUGGGUCUCUUCACCAAAGCUGACGACGAGAAAAAGAUCGUCACAGACGAACAGACUCACGAGAAUGGCAAAGCGUCACAUCAUGACCCGGACGACCCAGACUACCACGAGGCCCCGAUGACGUUCCGAGAGAAACUAAGAGAGUUGCUGCAUUCACAGAAGUUUCAGAUUGUCGUGAUCGCCUUGGUCGUUUUUGAUUGUAUCUUAGUCAUUGGAGAGUUGAUUCUUGACUUUGAGGCAUUAGCCGCUGCCAAGGGAUGCAGCCUAGAGGGAGGGAACAGUUCCGAAAGUGGAUACGAAUCGCCCUACUACAACACUUACAAGAAUGAAACACAAGACCCUUAUAACGACGAUGCACACGUAGAAGAAGAAGAAGAGCACGAGGAAUCACCGACUAAGCUUGCGGCCGAGGCUUUCCACAUCAUGAGUCUGAUCAUCCUGAGUAUCUUCAUGAUUGAGCUGGCGCUUAAAGUGUUUGCGCUGGGUGCAAAGUUCUUCCACAGCAAACUGGAGGUUUUUGAUGCAAUAGUUAUUGUGACAUCCUUCAUACUCGACAUAGUCACCUUGAUCUUCCCUGAACAAUUCGCUGUCUUGGACCUCAUUGUUGUCCUACGUUUGUGGCGUAUCCUUCGCAUUGUUAACGGGGUGGUUUUGUCCGUGGAGCAGCAGGCCGAGAAAAAGAUCCACCAUCACAAGAAGUUGAAGAGACGUGCCUUGUACAUUCUGAGAAAGUUUGAGACAUACAGUGAGGCACUGGAGGAAGAGAUAGAAGCACUGAGAGGUUUACUCAACGCCAACAAAGUGGAAAUCGAUGAAGGAAUGAUCAAGAACAAACCAGUAAAGCCGCACUACGACAGAAAACUCCACCUUGAUACCAUGGAGGAUGGGAAGGUAGACCACCAUGGGAUGAGUGCUAUGGACAGUCAGAUAGCCCUGGACUGGACGCAAGACCCUGUGUACGGUGAGAGCAGUCAACCACCGGAUUAUGCCUCGACCCUACAAGAAGCCUGACGACCAAACUGAUUUCAAUGCUAUGUGCCCAAUUUCAUAAAGAUGUUGAGCAGAAAAUUAUCAUUAACAAAUUUACUAAGCAAAAAACGAGCCGGGCACCAGCCACAACACCGUUACUACAUCUUUUAAAUGUUUUUGCUGUUGUAUCUUAAACACAGGUCGUUCGAAUCCAGUUUUGUCUCUCAAAAAUUGGCGUCUUUGGCGUUUCUGCUAUUAGCAAUACUAUUCUGUGCUAAGCAAGUUUUUGUGCUUACAGGCUUUAUGAAAUUGGCCACAGGCCUCGAACUUAAGUGGGGGGGGGGCAUCCACAAGACCACGGGGCUUGUAUCUGAGCUAUUUCAGUGGACCUGAACUUGUUGUACAGGAUCGGAAUGAAAAUGAGAAGGAAAAACAGUUUUUCGAACAAGCAAUAUAAAAUAAAUCUCAUUUUCUUACCAGUGAGUAUACUCUGAUGCUUAAAGACAGUGGACACUAUUGGUAAUUGUGAAAGACCAGUCUUCUCACUUGGUGUAUCUCAACAUAAUAA
This is a messenger RNA of Asterias rubens (European starfish), 1983 nucleotides long. RefSeq names its product voltage-gated hydrogen channel 1-like. Gene Ontology annotation, molecular function: voltage-gated proton channel activity. The coding region runs from base 375 to 1457 and encodes 360 amino acids. Gene Ontology annotation, biological process: proton transmembrane transport. Gene Ontology annotation, cellular component: plasma membrane. The transcript is spliced from 6 exons. NCBI's taxonomy places the organism in Eukaryota, Metazoa, Echinodermata, Asteroidea, Forcipulatida, Asteriidae. The record is from RefSeq and is a predicted model, not a curated record.